AUGUUUAUCACCGACGCUGCCGUCACACAGGCUCUCGCCGCCGCACAAGCUACUGCCGCAGCGCAAUCUAGUAUCGCCGCACAGAAUAACUUCACUACUAAUCCGUAUCAACUCAACGCAUCCGACAAUCCAGGCUCACUCAUCUCUUCUGUCAUCCUCAAGGAAGACAAUUACUCAGAAUGGGCGAUUGAGCUGCAAAACUCGUUACAAGCUAAGCAAAAACUUGGCUUUAUUGAUGCCUCAACCUUGUGGAAGAGUCUUCAAGCUCGAUUUUUCAUUGGUAAUGGUGUCUGUAAACAAGUUUUGAAAGAUGAGAUUGCUUUGUGCAAGCAAAACGGGCAAUCAGUUCUUGAAUACUAUGGUCGUUUGACCAAGUUAUGGAAAGAGUUGCAGAACUACAGAACCACACAAGUCUGUCGUUGUGAAGCUGCUUCUGCUAUUGCCAAAGAACGUGAGGAAGAUCAAGUUCAUCAGUUCCUCUUUGGUCUUGACCUUCCUUGCUUUAGUCAGCUACGCUCAACAAUUACCGGCGAGGAUCCCUUGCCAUCUCUUAACCAAGUGUACUCCUGUACCAUUCGAGAAGAACAAAACCUCAACAUCGCACGAGCUAACGAAACUCCAAAACCUGAUGCUAUUGGCUUUGACGCUAAAGGAGAUUCAUCUGCUAGAGUUGCGGCUGUCUCAGGUUCUCGUUUUCGUGAUCGCUCGACUCUCACGUGUACUCACUGUAAUCGUCAAGGGCAUGAAGUUUCAAAAUGUUUUAACCUUCAUGGUUAUCCUGACUGGUACUACGAGCUCAACAAAGGGAGUACUCAACCCUCUCGUUCUGAUCCUAAGGACUCUGCUGGUCGUGGUGCGGUUCAGCGAGGUGGACGUCCGCCAGCAACUCGAGGUCGAGGUCGUGGGAGAGCCAACAAUGCACGGGUUGUCCCAGAUCAAAGUCAAGAUGAGAUCGCACACCUGAUCAGCCUCCUGCAAGCACAACGACCCAACACCACGUCUGAAAAGCUGUCCGAUGUGAUUGAUAUUCUACCUUCCGCUGUGAAAUUCCCUGAUGGGACUGGCUCUCGUGCUACCAAGCGUGGGACGUUGGCCUUGUCCUCUGAUUAUCUGCUGCCUGAUGUCUUAUUUGUUCCUGACUUUGACUGCACCCUUAUCUCAAAGUCAAAGCUCUUGAAACAAACUGGUUGUAUCGCCAUUUUUACUGACACUUUGUGCAUCUUACAGGACUGUUUCACGAGGACUUUGAUUGGUGCGGGUGAAGAGCGUGAGGGAGUGUACUAUUUUACCGGUGUUCUGGCUUGUCAUGUCAACAAAGUUUCAAAAGAUGUUGGUUCGUCUGGAGCAUUGUGGCAUCGUCGCUUAGGGCAUCCUUCUGCUAGUGUUUUGAUUUCUUUACCAAAUUGUGAUCGAUCUCUUAGUGUUCUUGAAGAGAUCAAGAGUUGUGAUAUUUGUUUUCGAGCUACGCAAACUCGUGAAAUUUUCAAUGAUAGCAUUAAUAAAGCUUCGGAUUGUUUUUCACUUGUUCAUUGUGACGUUUGGGGCCCGUACCGCACUCCUUCGUCUUGCGGAGCUGUCUACUUUCUUACAUUAGUUGAUGACUUCUCUAGAUCCGUUUGGACGUUUCUCAUGAGUGAGAAAUCCGAAGUUGCCAAGUUGAUCCGUAUUUUGGUGCCAUGGCUGAAAAACAAUUUGGCAAACCCGUGA
This is a messenger RNA of Microthlaspi erraticum, 1707 nucleotides long. Lineage: Eukaryota; Viridiplantae; Streptophyta; Magnoliopsida; Brassicales; Brassicaceae. The record is from the annotation of a GenBank genome assembly.